AUGGCGGAGGAAGCCAAUGGAAAGAAGGAGGAGGAGGAAUUCAGCACGGGCCCUUUGUCAGUGCUGAUGAUGAGCGUCAAGAACAAUACUCAGGUUCUUAUCAACUGCCGGAACAACAAGAAGUUACUUGGCCGUGUGAGGGCAUUUGAUCGGCACUGCAACAUGGUUCUCGAGAAUGUUAGGGAGAUGUGGACUGAGGUACCUAAGACUGGCAAAGGCAAGAAGAAGGCUCUUCCGGUGAACAAAGACAGGUUCAUAAGCAAGAUGUUCCUCCGUGGGGAUUCAGUCAUCAUCGUUCUCAGGAACCCGAAAUGA
Molecule: messenger RNA, 315 nt
Organism: Miscanthus lutarioriparius
Lineage: Eukaryota; Viridiplantae; Streptophyta; Magnoliopsida; Poales; Poaceae
Source: the annotation of a GenBank genome assembly